Molecule: messenger RNA, 2871 nt
Organism: Ziziphus jujuba (common jujube)
Lineage: Eukaryota; Viridiplantae; Streptophyta; Magnoliopsida; Rosales; Rhamnaceae
Product: cullin-1
Exons: 20
Coding region: 395-2611 (738 amino acids)
Biological process (GO): protein ubiquitination; ubiquitin-dependent protein catabolic process
Cellular component (GO): cullin-RING ubiquitin ligase complex
Molecular function (GO): ubiquitin protein ligase binding
Source: RefSeq, a predicted model, not a curated record
GCCUGUGCUGUGCGCUUGGGAGUAGAAAAUAGAAAUUAGGAGAUAGUAGGAGUUUCUUAUAGGGAGGUUCUCUCUCUCUCUCUCUACCUAUCUCUCUCUCUCCGUGUAUAUAAAAAUCCUCACCUCCUCAGUCUCGUCUUCCACCCAGUCCUCUCACAGUUGGGAUUGGAUUAGGGGUUUUUCCGCACCAACGCACGCCUGUAUGAGCUGUUUUUUUUUUUGUUUUUUCUUACCCUAACUCAGUGGUACGGAUUUUUUUUUACUUUUAUCUUCUUCUUUUUUUGGGGAAUAUUUUGGAGUGGAAUUCGUACCCCGCGCUUCGUUCUCAACUCUGAACGGAUUGAUUUAGGAAAAUAUAGUUUGGACGUUGCGAAUAUUUUCCUCUACAAGAAGAAUGGAACGCAGAGUUAUUGAGUUGGAUCAAGGAUGGGAAUACAUGCAGAAGGGAAUAACUAAGCUGAGAAGGAUCCUAGAUGGAUUACCAGAGCCGUCGUUCAAUGCGGAAAAACAUAUAAUGCUCUACACCACUAUAUACAACAUGUGUACUCAAAAGCCCCCUCACGAUUAUUCUCAACAACUAUAUGACAAAUACCGUGAAGCAUUUGAAGAAUAUAUUAGAUCAGCGGUUAUGCCCUCACUAAGAGAGAAGCACGAUGAGUUUAUGCUGAGAGAACUUGUGAAAAGAUGGUCAAAUCAUAACGUUAUGGUUAAGUGGUUAUCACGCUUCUUUAACUAUCUUGAUCGGUAUUUCAUUGUUCGCCGGUCACUUCCUUCACUUAACGAAGUUGGACUUGUCUGCUUCCGCGAUCAGGUUUAUAAGGAGGUAAAUGAUAAGGCCCGAGAUGCUGUGAUUGCUCUAAUUGAUAAAGAACGUGAGGGAGAGCAGAUUGACAGAGCACUACUGAAGAAUGUUGUAGAUAUAUUUGUUGCAAUUGGGAUGGGACAAAUGGAAUCUUAUGAAAAGGAUUUUGAAGCAUCGAUGUUAAGUGAUACUGGUGCUUACUAUUCUCGGAAAGCAUCAAAUUGGAUUUUGGAAGAUUCUUGUCCAGAUUACAUGUUGAAGGCUGAGGAAUGCUUGAAAAGGGAGAGGGAUAGAGUUUCUAAGUACCUGCAUUCAAGCAGUGAGCAGAAGUUGGUGGAGAAAGUGCAACAUGAAUUGCUGGUUGUCUAUGCAACUCAAUUGCUUGAAAAGGAGCAUUCUGGGUGCCGUGCUUUGCUUCAAGAUGAUAAGGUGGAAGAUCUUUCUAGAAUGUAUAGACUUUACCAUAAAAUACCUAAAGGCUUGGAUCCCAUUGCCAAUGUAUUUAAACAGCAUAUUACAGCUGAAGGCACAGCCCUGGUUCAACAAGCUGAAGAGGCCACCACUAAUCAGGCUGCAAAUACAAUCGCCAUGCAGGAACAGGUCCUUGUUAGAAAAAUAAUCGAGCUGCAUGACAAAUAUAUGGCUUAUGUGAAUAACUGCUUUAUGAACCACAGUCUGUUUCACAAGGCCCUAAAAGAGGCUUUUGAGAUUUUCUGCAAUAAAGUUGUUGCUGGAAGUUCAAGUGCAGAACUGCUUGCUGCAUUUUGUGAUAAUAUUCUGAAGAAGGGUGGGAGUGAGAAGUUGAGUGAUGAGGCCAUAGAAGAAACGCUGGAGAAGGUAGUUAAGCUGCUUGCAUAUAUUAGUGACAAGGACCUUUUUGCAGAAUUCUACAGGAAAAAGCUUGCCCGGCGUCUGCUUUUUGAUCGGAGUGCUAGUGAGGAACAUGAAAAGUGCAUUUUAACAAAGCUGAAGCAGCAAUGUGGUGGUCAGUUUACCUCUAAGAUGGAGGGGAUGGUCACAGAUUUGACUCUUGCUCGGGACAAUCAGACCAGCUUUGAGGAAUAUCUUCGCAAUAACCCAAAUGUUACUCCUGGGAUUGAUCUAACAGUCACUGUUCUUACUACUGGAUUCUGGCCAAGCUAUAAAUCCUUUGACCUAAACCUUCCUGCAGAGAUGGUAAAGUGUGUUGAAGUUUUCAAGGAAUUCUAUGAAUUGAAAACAAAACAUAGAAAACUUACAUGGAUUUACUCUUUGGGAACUUGCAACAUUAAUGGAAAGUUUGAGGCAAAAACCAUUGAACUGGUUGUGUCAACCUAUCAGGCUGCUGCCCUGCUGCUAUUCAAUACUGCUGAUAGGUUGAGCUAUUCUGAACUCAUGACUCAGUUAAAUGUGACCCAUGAUGACUUGGUUAGGUUGCUGCAUUCUCUGUCAUGCGCAAAGUAUAAGAUCCUCAAUAAGGAGCCAAACACAAAGACUAUCUCCCCUACUGAUACCUUUGAGUUCAACUCCAAGUUCACUGAUCGAAUGAGGAGAAUUAAGAUUCCUCUCCCACCAGUGGAUGAAAGGAAGAAGGUAAUUGAAGAUGUUGACAAAGACAGAAGAUAUGCUAUUGAUGCUGCAAUUGUGCGAAUAAUGAAAUCUCGGAAAUUUUUGGGUCAUCAACAGUUAGUGAUGGAGUGUGUAGAGCAGUUGGGUAGAAUGUUUAAGCCUGAUAUAAAAGCAAUCAAGAAGAGAAUUGAAGAUCUCAUCACCCGUGACUAUCUGGAAAGGGACAAGGACAAUCCAAAUAUGUUUAGGUACUUGGCAUGAUUGAAGCUUCUGUAAGCAAAAGUGCUGAUGGGGAUUAUGUAGCGAUUGGGGACAUGUAAAAAUGAUGUGCACAGCUCGUUUAGCAUCGCUUCUUCUUCUUCUUCUUCUUUUUAUUUAUUUAUUUUUAAAUUUUUUGUUUAGUCUUUCGAAACGAGGAGUGGAGAAUUUUUGUGUAAUUCUUGGUAGCCAUUUUUGCACAAUUGACCUCAUUUUAGUAACUGGAGAAAUAUCUAUAGAAAAUAUUGAUUGCCGUUAACGUA